UACUAAACCAACUGACGACGUCAACAAAAUCAGUAUUUGUGUAGCGCAUCACGAAUGCAAAAGGGUUUAGGUGAGGAAAUUACAUUUCCUACCACAAUGAAUGCAAACAUGUGACUCGGUUAAAUGGUACUUUAUGCUGUAGCUGAAGCGAUGGGAGGCGUUACUCGUAAACACUAUGUCUAACAGACAGGAACCUAGGUUUCCGGCAGCUAAUGGAAAGGGAGUUUCGGGAAUCCGACCGUACUAUGCGCCUGGGCUAUCUCAAGGGAACUACACAACACUGUCUGCGCCGUCACUGCCAACUUUUCCUGUAAAUUCAAGUUACCUGACCGAUGAUCUAGAUGACCUAGACUUGAUUGAUUCUCGAGCCGCUGCCAGAGAACUCAUCAACUUUGUAGCUUUGAAAUUUCUUACCACCGCCGUCAAUUCACCUUUUGAAGUUGCCAACACUUUGCUUCAAGUUCAAUAUUUACCUACGGAGCAGGACAACCGUCUGUUCAACGCGCAAUUGCAAAGUACAGAAGAAGAAACUAGUUCUGACUAUGCGGAAGAAGAAAACAAUGAUGAGGAUGAUGAAGAGGAAGAUGAUGAAGAUAUUUAUGGAACAGGCUCAGGCAGUCGCUCGCGUCGACGACAUUCCAGCGAUGAGCCCUAUCAGCAGCCCACUUUGGACCCAAGUGAUCCGAUGUUCAAGCGACAUGUUCCUGUAGAUGAGAGCGGAUACAUUGUGCGACCAAGCGUAUAUGAUGAAGGCACAAGGCCACAACAUCAACUGCCACCGAUUGAAGGUGGAGUGUGGAAGACCAUCAAAUUGCUCUUGAACAAGGAAGGAGAAGGGUGGAAAUCAUUGUUCAAGGGACAAUACACUAACUGGCUUUAUGAGAUCUCACAUCUCUUUCUACAACCAACGCUUGAAGGAACGCUGAAUGAUGCUUUCGGUCUGUAUGACGAUACGAUACCCUUAGUCCACCUCGAUCAUGCCGGUCCAAAUGUCGCGACUAUUGUAUUCAGUCAUUUAAUUAUCGGCGUACUACUCAGUCCCUUGGAACUGGUGAAGACCAGAAUGAUCGUUCAAUCUGCGUCUCCUUUGCAGAGGAAAUACAAAGGACCAUUACACGCACUUCGCACCAUUAUGGCGGAGGAAGGUGGCUUGAAGGGACUGUAUAUGUCACAUAACCUUGUACCUACCAUGCUAUACCACUCCCUCAUCCCAUUAAUCUCCAAUACCGGUCCGUUAAUUAUUGAUCGCAUUUUCCGCGUCUCAGCUGUCGACUCACCAUUUUUGUAUGGAUUGGCUCAACUUGGUCUCGAUACUUUGGAGCUAAUCAUCACGUUGCCACUCGAAACCAUUCGAAAACGUAUGCAAUGCCAGAUAAGAUCAAGAGUACCAGGAAAGCGCUUUGAAAGUGUCGUUCCUCUACGACCUGUUCCUUAUGCAGGCGUUGGAGAUGCCAUUUAUAAGAUAAUGAAGGAGGAAGGCGGUAAACCUGCCACACGCAAGAACCGCAAGACUUCCAGCCGGGGUAUCCAGUACACUGGAUUAGGGCUUCGUGGACUUUAUCAAGGAUUUGGAAUGCAGUGCACAACAAAUAUUGUGUUCUUUGUGUUCCAUGCAAUCAACGGCAUCGAAGCCGACGACUUUGAAGAUUUCUGAACGAAGGCAUAUUGAAAUAGUUUCGACAACCAUAGAAGUAAUUUUUGUUAUCCUCUUUCCUCUUAUACAUAAAUCUACACACCUUAACCUACUACUACCAU
Messenger RNA from Umbelopsis ramanniana AG, 1755 nucleotides. RefSeq lists its product as uncharacterized. Gene Ontology annotation, biological process: transmembrane transport; nucleotide transport. NCBI's taxonomy places the organism in Eukaryota, Fungi, Mucoromycota, Umbelopsidomycetes, Umbelopsidales, Umbelopsidaceae. The record is from RefSeq and is a predicted model, not a curated record. The coding region runs from base 176 to 1654 and encodes 492 amino acids. The transcript is spliced from 3 exons.